GGUGGUCCAACAGACACCACUUUCACCAACCAAAGCGGCGUCGUUUAAUGGGGUGCAAAAAACGUGAGUGUACUGCGUACCUUGAGCCACCUUUCAUUGCUGGAGAACCAGUUUGGGGAGUGGGUGAACUGAGUGGAAAUGGCGGCUGUGGCAGCGUACCCAAAUGGCUUCACCACUCUCAAGCAUGAUGCUCUGAGAGUUGAAUUGAAUGGAGGGUCUUUGGGUUUUGGUGGGACAUUGCGACAGGUGAGGCUAAAAUCAGUGACGAGGUUUGAGGUGAAGAGACAGCUACAGGUCUGUGCUUCCGCUGAGAAAGCAGUGUCUGCUCCUCCCAUUCAACGCUCCAAGGUGAAACGCCACACGAUUUCAGUAUUUGUUGGGGAUGAGAGUGGAAUUAUAAACCGAAUUGCAGGGGUUUUUGCUAGGAGGGGGUACAACAUUGAGUCCCUUGCUGUUGGCUUAAAUGAGGACAAGGCUCUCUUUACUAUAGUUGUCUCUGGAACUGAAACAGUUUUGCGACAAGUUGUGGAGCAGCUUAACAAGCUUGUGAAUGUUCUGAAGGUGAAAGAUCUCUCAAGGGAGCCACAGGUAGAGCGUGAAUUGAUGCUCAUAAAACUUAAUGCAGAUCCAAGUAAACGGGCAGAGAUCAUGUGGUUAGUAGACAUCUUCAGAGCAAAAAUUGUUGACAUUUCAGAACAUUCAUUGACCAUUGAGGUUACUGGAGAUCCUGGAAAAAUGGUUGCUGUGCAGAGAAAUUUAAGCAAGUUUGGAAUUAAAGAACUUGCCAGAACUGGAAAGAUUGCUCUGAGAAGGGAAAAGAUGGGAGAAACAGCUCCCUUUUGGAGAUUUUCUGCAGCUUCUUAUCCAGAUCUUGAAGAGACAAUUCCUGUUAAUGCUCUUGUCAGGAAUGUGAAGAGACCGCUUAAUGGCAAUCCCAGCACAUCCCCAGGGGGUGAUGUUUAUCCAGUGGAGCCUUUCAACGACUUUUCUGUUAAUCCAGUUCUUGAUCCUCACUGGGGUGCUCUGAAUGAUGAAGAUUCAAGUGGGCUUCGAUCACACACUUUAUCUAUGCUAGUGAACGAUACUCCUGGCGUUCUCAACAUAGUUACUGGGGUUAUAUCUCGAAGAAGUUAUAACAUUCAGAGUCUAGCUGUGGGACCUGCUGAAAUGGAGGGGCGUUCUCAUAUUACAACUGUUGUUCCUGGAACUGAUGAGUCAAUCAGUAAAUUGGUUCAGCAACUUCAGAAGUUAAUAGAUCUCCAUGAGGUUCGCGAUAUUACCCACAUGCCAUUUGCAGAACGAGAGUUGAUGUUGAUAAAGAUUGCUGUAAACACUGCUGCUAGGAGGGAUGUUCUUGAUAUUGCUAGCAUUUUCCGGGCCAAAGCUGUUGAUGUGUCUGAUCACACAAUUACCCUAGAGCUCACAGGAGAUUUAAACAAGAUGGUUGCACUGCAGAGGUUAUUGGAGCCCUAUGGGAUUUGUGAGGUGGCACGCACUGGGAGGGUGGCAUUGGUGCGGGAGUCAGGGGUGGAUUCAACAUAUCUCCGUGGAUAUGCUCUUCCUCUGUAACCCUGAAUAUCCUGAACAGCUUGUUCUGGGGGAUUAUCUGAAGUAGGUCAUGUUUUUCUUUAAUUGUUCAGCCUCUUUUCCAUUUUUUUUUGCAUUGGACAAGGAAAAGAAUUGAAGCCAAACUCAGUUUCUUAUGUUUGUGUUAGGUUCCUCAAGAAGGGAUCAGUGUUCAUUUACUCAAAUAGAGACCACGGUCGCCAAAACUGGAAAACAUGUUUUACUUAAAUCAUCCACUUACUGCUAACGGUCUAAA
Molecule: messenger RNA, 1822 nt
Organism: Vitis vinifera (wine grape)
Lineage: Eukaryota; Viridiplantae; Streptophyta; Magnoliopsida; Vitales; Vitaceae
Product: acetolactate synthase small subunit 1, chloroplastic
Exons: 12
Coding region: 139-1569 (476 amino acids)
Biological process (GO): L-valine biosynthetic process
Cellular component (GO): cytosol
Molecular function (GO): acetolactate synthase regulator activity; acetolactate synthase activity
Source: RefSeq, a predicted model, not a curated record